AUGAAGUCCAAGAGCCUGGUUCUUGCGUUCGGUGGAAUGAUCGCCGCCGCUGCAGCUUGGGCGAUCUGGGGCAGCGACGUGUUCCCCCCCGAGCGAGACCCCACAGGAGACCCGGAAACCUGGACGCGGGGGGAGAUGAGGCGGUGGUUGGCGGCGAGAAACCUAGUACCGCAAGACGGCAGCACGAGGGAGGAGCUACUUGCGCGUGUGCUGGCAAACAUGAGGAUACCCAGAACUUGA
Hirsutella rhossiliensis is the source of this 240-nucleotide messenger RNA. RefSeq names its product putative stress-responsive nuclear envelope protein. Bases 1 to 240 code for a protein of 79 amino acids. The transcript is spliced from 4 exons. The record is from RefSeq and is a predicted model, not a curated record. NCBI's taxonomy places the organism in Eukaryota, Fungi, Ascomycota, Sordariomycetes, Hypocreales, Ophiocordycipitaceae.